Molecule: messenger RNA, 7688 nt
Organism: Mytilus trossulus (common blue mussel)
Lineage: Eukaryota; Metazoa; Mollusca; Bivalvia; Mytilida; Mytilidae
Product: myogenesis-regulating glycosidase-like
Exons: 3
Coding region: 65-2113 (682 amino acids)
Biological process (GO): carbohydrate metabolic process
Molecular function (GO): hydrolase activity, hydrolyzing O-glycosyl compounds
Source: RefSeq, a predicted model, not a curated record
UAGACCUAAAACCCGGAAGGUUACAUGUGUUUACAGAAAAUGGUUGCCUCCAGUGAAAAUAAAAAUGCGUUUCUCACGAAAUAGAAAAAUUAAGUUAUUUAAGAUCUUAGGAAUUUUAACAACUGCCGUUAUAGUUAUUCUAUAUAUACUAGCGGCAUUGAAACCUAAAGUAACACCAUUAUAUGCAAACGGUGUUGUUGAGGCGAACAUAGGAGAUGUCAGGUUUGACUUCUCUACAGGAGUGUUUACAUUCACCAAUAAAGAACAAAAUGUGUAUUUAAAGGGAUUCGUGUCCGAAACUCUGAGAUCAACAUCAGCUUUAUCAUGUAAACCAAAGAGUAAAGCAUCAGAUAAGAACUAUUUGUGCUUGGUUUGGAUAAGAUAUGCCAAGUUAGAGGUGAUUCAACACCAACAUGAUAGCUGCCACGAUGUCUAUUGGACAUCAACAAGUCGUGACUUCACUCCACAUGAUUGCUUCACCCUACGUGGACCACAUCACUGGUUUGGAGGUUCCUUACUGUCCAGUCAGUACAUGCCACUGCAGUAUGCUGAAGUUCCUAUGCAGCCAUAUAUCACCAAUGAUAUUUUAUUUAAGUCAAAAGUUGAAAAAGAUCGUACCAAUGUUUUUGGUAAUGUUGUUGAGAGAUUUUGGAUAAAUUCCAAUGGAGUUGGUAUUGUAGUUGACAGUAGUGUUCCUUUGCAUGUUAGUCUGAACGAAUCAGGAAGUAGUCUUUUAUGUUUCAAGGGAGAUUACAAUGAAUCACCAUUCCCUAAUCCAAACAAUGAACCUCCAUUUUUGAAAUAUACAAUUUGUAAAGAAGAUAAUGUAAAAAAGAUGAGAGAUUUUUUCCAGAGAACUCACUUUGAAAAACCACAGGGAAUUCCAGAUUUGUCUGUUAUGCAGAAAGUAACAUGGUCUACUAAAGCGAAGUAUAAAUCUGGAUUGAAUCAGAACGUAGUUUUAAAAUAUUCAUCAAACAUUACAAAAAUUGAUAAAAGGAAAACAAAUUUUGAAAUAUAUGAACCUUAUUCAUCUGCAUAUGGAAAUUUUGAUUUUAGAUCAGAUUUUUUCAGUAACUCAGCUCAAAUGGUUGGUAUCUUAAAACAGACCCAUUCUGAUGUCAGUGCUGUUUUAACACCAUUUGUGUCUGUAGAUAACAACACUAGAAAUUUUGCACAGAAUUCAGCAUUAUUUAUUCAUGACAAUGGAGGGAAAGCACCUACACUGACUGGAUGGUAUGGUGGGUUAGUUGCAAUUCUGGAUUUUUCAAAUCCCAAAACACAAGAAUGGUAUAAACAAAAACUAGAAGAUAUGAAAAGUAAUUUCAAUCUUAAAAAUUUUACUUUCCAUGGUUGUGAAACAAAUUUUAUUCCGUCAAGUCAUAAAUCACAUCAGUUCUUAAAAAAUCCAUGUACAUUUAUUCAAACUUUUAUAUCAAAUGUGAUCAAAUAUGGCUGCCAAGUGACAUGUGGUCACAAAACACAAAAAUUCCCAGUUUAUAUACAUCUAAGUAGCAGAGACUCUACAUGGAGCCAUUAUAAUGGACUCAAUAGCAUCAUUCCUGCUGUUUUGACUCUUGGUAUCCUUGGUUACCCCUAUGUUAUUCCAGAUGUUAUAGGAGGUAAUGGAUUCAAGGGAGAUAAUUUUAAUGAGACUUUAUUACCUGAUAGAGAGCUGUACAUCCGCUGGUUACAGGUAGCUACAUAUUUACCUGUAAUGAAGUUUUCCAUUCCACCAUGGGAUUAUGAUGAAGAAAUGGUGACAUUAACAAAAACAAUGUUAGAGAAGAGAGAAUCUAUUUUACCUUUACUUGAGAAGGCAGCAAGAGAAGCAGAACACUAUGGGUCUCCCAUUAUUAGACCAUUAUGGUGGGUAUCACCAACAGACCCAGAUGCACUGGCAAUAGGUAACCAGUUCUUGGUAGGAGAAACUUUACUUGUGGCACCAGUUCUGUCGCCAGGGACAACAGAGAUUGAUAUUUAUUUACCAGAAGGUACUUGGCAUGAUGAGCUCAAUGAUAAAUAUUGGGACGGAAAACAAUGGCUGAAAUCUUACAAGGUAGAACUUCAUCAGAUUGCUACAUUUACACAGGCUAGAACUAUUGGUACAUAGCAGAAUAUUGUAAAAUUUAUUGUUAAUUUGUCUAUUAAACCUAUUUAUCAUGGUGCUAAAAAACUAACAAACCAAAAAAUGCAUAAUCAAAUCAGAUUUGAUCAUUUUGUACAUCCUAUUAGACAUGCUUAUAAUGCUACAUCAAUUUGACUGGACAUUGAAUUCUUAAACUCUUUUAUAGGAGGGGGGCAGUUGAGGGGUAGGUGCGGUGGUUUGGGGUUGACAAAAUUGUCAGUCAAUUUCAUGCAAAACUAAGAAUCCUUUGAUUAUUUAUUUACAAAUACUCAUGUUAUAAGUAGGCCAUCAUAGUAAUUAUUUUGAAAAUUGUAAAAAAAAAAAGAAGAAAAAAUCCAGAGCAUUGUUAAGUUUGAGUAGAUAUGGUUAACCCCAAAAAAUGUGCCAACCAGACGUCUUAAAAGCAGACGUGGAAAGGAGAUGCCCCAUUUCUUUGUUAGGGGUAAAUUUCAACUCUUAUGUCCUAAUCAGUAAAUUUCUGUGCUGAUAUUAAGUAAAGUAUGAAAUCAAGAAAAAGGACCUUUCUAGAGACAGUACAUUUAAACAUACAUAAUAUAACUACAUGUACUGCUAGUUUGUAUUGUUGGAAUCAUAUCCUUGCAGAUUUAUCAGAAUCCUAAAAUUUAUGGAUACUAUAGCUAUACCUAUAGUGUCGCCCUUACACAUGUUAAAUAAUACUGCUGAGAGAAAAUAAAAAUAUUUUUAUGGGCCAGCUGAAGGACACCUAUGGGUGCGGUAAUUCUCGCUACAUUGAAGACCCAUUGGUUGCCUUAGGCUGUUGUCUGCUCUAUGGUUGUCGCUUUGACAUAUUCACCAUUUCCUUUCUCAAUUUUACAAUUUAGAAUUUUAAAUACAUUUGUAUUACUGACUUUGAACAUCUUUAUACUAUACAGGGCAUGAUAGAUUAUUCAUGUCAACAAUGGUCAAAAGGCAUGACAGGGUAAUAUACUGUUUAUAUAAAAAGUCAAAAUAUUUCUGUGAUAGUUUGAAUGUACAAUGUAUCUUGUAUAUUUGAGGGGGAGGGGGGAAGAUUUAAUUUUUAAUUUGGAAGUAUUGACAUUUUUUAUGCACAAUUUGAUUUGGUGCAAUAUCACCAAAUUGAUAUACAUGUAUUACAACUACCGGUAUUAAUAAGUUAAAAAAAAAAAAGGUUUGUAAGUAAUACUCAAUUGACUGUGUGAAAUUUUUAAGUUCAUAUUAUUUUUGUUAUAAACCACAUUUUAGACUUUCUUUUUUCUAAACCUUAUAUAAACAUUAUGAUGAGUGAUUCAUUCAAAUAAAUAUAUAUAUUACAGCAUAUGACUGAAUUGAUUGUUUAUGUAAAUAUUUAGUUUCUGUAUUUUAAAGUAUGUUGCAAUUUUGAUAUUUUUAUUGAUAUAAUCAGUUUAUAUAAUUAUCAAUCAAUAAACAAGAAUAUUUAUGUAAUGAUGCUGUUUAACAUGUUCAUAUGUAAUCCAAAAUGUGUGAUAUUUAUGCCCCACCUACAUAAUGUUUUCUGGUCGUCUGUUUAUCCAUUCGUCUGUCUGUCCUGCUUCACGUUAAAGUUUUUGGUCAAGGUAGUGUUUGAUGAAGUUGAAGUCCAAUCAACUUGGAACUUAGUACACAUGUUUUCCUAUGAUAUGAUCUUUCUAAUUUUAAUGCCAAAUUAGAGGUUUUACCCCAAUUUCAAGGUCCACUGAACAUAGAAAAUGACAAUGCGAGUGGGGCAUCCAUGUAACUGGACACAUUCUUGUGAAAUAUAACCAUGUUAAUUUUAAGUUGACAUUUUGUAUACAUGUAUGUGACCUGCAUUUGUUUUCACCCUUGCUCUUUUGUCUAUUUAAUGAUGUCGUUUCAUAGCGAAUCAUGGCUAUUCCUUACUUUUCUAGUUUAAAAGCACUGUUGACUUAUCAGUCUUUCUUUUAGGAUUUGAAUUUAAUAUACUAAUCAUGCUAAUAGUUGUCUUAUUUUGUAAGUUAUUCUUGGGCAAACAAUAAAAAUUUUGAUUUGGGGAAAUUGAAAAUACAUGUACGUAACAAAGCUAAAGAAAUUCUAGAAUUUGUAUCUAGUAGGCAUGGAAGAAAUAUGUUAUUAUGAAUGAUUUAUACAAGGCCAUAAUUGUUUUUUUGAGUUUUUUCUUCCAUCUAUUGUCUAGUUUUAUUUGAUAAAACUUCAAAAAAAUGAAUAAAUGGAAGUUUGUAUCCUUUUAUUCCCAACGAUUAUAUAAAGUGCAGUAUCUCUUAAAUGUAAAAAAAAAUUCAAUGAAUCCAACUUCAUAUUAUGUGUUAUGAUAUAUAUAUAUGCAAACAGGAAUGAUUACACAGCUAAAUAAAUUUCCAAAAAAUUACACCUUAUUUGAUGUAAAAUUGUCUUCAAUACUUAAAUAUCAGGGGGAAAAAAAAUAUAUUUGGUGCUAGAUAUAGUGUGUAUUAUAUAUAGGUGAAUGCUGGUAAAAGCUAUCUGUAAUAAAAAUUAACAAGUUAUACUAAUAUUUAAAUUUGAAAGUGCUUUCUUUUGUUGAAGUCUAGAUAUUGACCUCUACAUGUUAUUUUCUUUUUUCUGUAUUUGCUGUAUUAUUGCACACAGCAUUUCCUUUAUCUUCUUUUUAUGGCCCGCAACAAAGUUGUCAGUGCUAUAUUUUUUACAGAAAUUCUGUAAUUCUGUCAUUCCGUAACAAACCAUUAUACCGAGUGUUUUUCUAAACGCCUUCUGAUAUUUGGCUGAUUUUCAGCAUGUGAGUUAACCAAGAUGAGUUACAGAUCAAGUUAAAGUUUGGUUCCGCUAAUUUUUGCCAAAAUUUAGGGUUUACAACUUUGAAAGUUGACAAAAAUUACAGUUAUAUUUUAUAUUUUUCUACACACCUCCAGAUUUUGAGCUUAUUUUUGAUAUGUGAGUCUACCAUCAUGUUUGUGUCCACAUGCCUUAUUGAAAUUGCAGAUUUUUCAACUUUUUGAGAUGGGGCCAUUUGUGUCGUUUUGACCCAUCUAGUCUGUUAUGUAAUUCAAAAUGUGUUACUGAUUAGCUUCCACUCUUUUGUAACAGAUAGUUUUUGCCAAUGAUUUUUGUUAUGAUUACAUUUUGCAAACAAAGAUAUUCAUGAUAAUGUGCCAUAAUUAAAUUGUUUAUUAUUAAUAAUUUAUUAACCAGAAAAUAAAUUCAAUAUCUUGAAUUUUUAGCUCACCUGGCCCGAAGGGCCAAGUGAGCUUUUCUCAACACUUGGCGUCUGUCGUCCGUCUUCCGUCGUCGUCAUCGUCGUUAACUUUUACUAAAAUCUUCUUCUCUGAAACUACUGAGCCAAAUUUAACCAAACUUGGCCACAAUCAUCAUUGGGGUAUCUAGUUUAAAAAAUGUGUGGUGUGACCCGCCAAACCAACCAAGAUGGCUGCCAUGGCUAAAAAUAGAACAUAGGGGUUAAAUGCAGUUUUUGGCUUAUAACUCAAAAACCAAAGCAUUUAGAGCAACUCUGACAUGGGGUAAAAUUGUUUAUCAGGUCAAGAUCUAUCUGCCCUGAAAUUUUUAGAUAAAUCAGAGAAUCCGUUGUUGGGUUGCUGCCCCUGAAUUGGUAAUUUUAAGGAAAUUUUGCUGUUUUUGGUUAUUAUCUUGAAUAUUAUUAUAGAUAGAGAUAAACUGUAAACAGCAAUAAUGUUCAGCAAAGUAAGAUUUACAAAUAAGUCAACAUGACCAAAAUGGUCAAUUGACCCCUUAACGAGUUAUUGUCCUUUAUAGUCAAUUUUAAACAAUUUUCAUAAAAUUUGUAAAUUUUUACUACCAGUAACAUUUUUCCACAGAAACUACUGGGCCAAGUUCAUUAUAGAUAGUGAUAAUUGUAAGCAGCAAGAAUGUUCAGUUAAGUAAGAUGUACAAACACAUCACCAUCACCAAAACACAAUUUUGUCAUGAAUCCAUCUGCUUCCUUUGUUUAAUAUUCACAUAGACCCAAGGUGAGCGACACAGGCUCUUUAGAGCCUCUAGUUCCAUUUUACAAAUGUCAGGAUCUUCUUAAAAAUUUGAGCACAGUGUCAGAAUUAAUUUUUUUUAAGCAGGUCAUUUUUUGUAAAAAUAAAGUACAUUUAGUCAGUUCAUUGUACUGCCGUUAAAAAACGUGAGUAAUGUUAGUGUUUUAUUGUGUCCUGGGCUUAUUCUGUUAACAUUGAUUAUAAAAAAUAGUUUCAAAAGCAUAAUGUAUAAUUUUAUAUGCUAUGUAUGUUUUGAUUGCCAUGUGUGUUUAUCUGUAUAUAUGCCAUGUAUGUCAGUGUGACCUUAUUUAAUGAUGUACCUGCAAAACGUUAUAAAUGUUCAGACUUUUUUUCUAAAUGCUUUCAGAUAUUGGGCUGAUAUUUGGUAUGUGAGUUAUCCAUGAUCAGUUACAGAUCAAGUUUAAGUUUUGUUCUGCUCGGUUCAUUUUUGCUGUUAUUUGGGGCUUUGGACUUUUAUAAAUAUUUGAAAAUCAGUUUAUAAACGGACCUCUUUUCUAAAUGCUUUCAGAUAUUGGGCUGAAUUUUGGUAUGUUACCUAGAUUAAGUGUUUACAACUUUAAAAAAUGUUGGAAGUCAUAGUUAUACAGAAUUUUUUUCUAUAUUCCUCCAGAUUUUGAGCUGAUUUUGGAUAAGUGAGACUACCAUCAUGUUUGUGUCCACAUGUUUUAUCGAAAUUGCAGAUUUUUCAACUUUUUGAGACGGGGCCAUUUGUGUGCUUUGACACAUCUAGUUUUUGUCGAGCCUGCAACUUUUGUUGCAGAAAGCUCGACAUAGGGAUAGUGAACUGGGGGCGGCUACGACUGCGGCGGCAGCGGUGUUAGCUCACUUCUUAAAAGGUUUAUAUUUUAGAAGGUGAAAGACCUGGAUGCUUCAUACUUUGUAUAUAGAUGCCUCAUGUUACGAAGUUUCCUUCAGUCACAUGUCCAAUGUCCUUGACCUCAUUUUCAUGGUUCAGUGACUACUUGAAAAAAAAGUUCAGAAUUUUUGUAAUCUUGAAUUCUCUCUUAUUAUAAGUAACAGGAUAACUAUAUUUGGUAUGUGCGUACCUUGCAAGGUCCUCAUGCCUGUCAGACAGUUUUCACUUGACCUCGACCUCAUUUCAUGGAUCAGUGAACAAGGUUAAGUUUUGGUGGUCAAGUCCAUAUCUCAGAUACUAUAAGCAAUAGGGCUAGUAUAUUUGGUGUAUGGAAGGACUGUAAGGUGUACAUGUCCAACUGACAGGUGUCACCUGACCUUGACCUCAUUUUCAUGGUCUAGUGGUUAUAGUUAAGUUUUUGUGUUUUGGUCUGUUUUUCUCAUACUUUAUGCAAUAGGUCUACUAUAUCUGUUGUAUGGAAUGAUUGUAAGGUGUACAUGUCUAGCGGGCAGAUGUCAUCUGACCUUGACCUCAUUUUCAUGGUUCAGUGGUCAAAGUAAUUUUUUUAAGUUUUGGUCUUUUUAUCUAAUAUUAUAUGCCAAAGGUCAACUAUAUUUGGUGUACUGAAAUAUAUUAUGAUCUAAAUGUCAUUCCUGCAGGUUUGAUUUGACCGUGACCUCAAUUUCAGGGUUCAUUGCACAGUGUUAAGUUUUUGUGUUUUGGUCUAUUUUUCUAAAACUUUAAGUAA